This is a messenger RNA of Manihot esculenta (cassava), 3200 nucleotides long. Its product is annotated as protein NRT1/ PTR FAMILY 8.2. The coding region runs from base 419 to 2290 and encodes 623 amino acids. Gene Ontology annotation, molecular function: transmembrane transporter activity. NCBI's taxonomy places the organism in Eukaryota, Viridiplantae, Streptophyta, Magnoliopsida, Malpighiales, Euphorbiaceae. The record is from RefSeq and is a predicted model, not a curated record. Gene Ontology annotation, cellular component: membrane. The transcript has 5 exons. Gene Ontology annotation, biological process: oligopeptide transport; transmembrane transport.
CAAAGAAAUGAAUAAGAGUAUAGACUGACUUAGUCAGACAUGAUCUUGGUUUUGCAACCCAGGGCGGCACUUUGAAUAUUUCUCACUUCGUUUAUACCAACAGAUUUCGCCAGUUUUAGCCUUAUUGUACACUUUCUUAGGAGACCAUGUGUCUCUCUUAUUCAGCGCCAGAUUUAACAUUUAUACUAUGUCCGAGGCCGGCAACAUAAUAAGUCCAGCCACAAACAUGGGAGGAAGCUCCAAAAUUAAGGUUAAAAUGUCACAUCGACACGAGAAUAUAUAUUGUAUGCAACACAAGCUGACCUCUGAUACUUAUAUGACGCACCAUAGUAACACUUGCUAGUCAAAUACGUUGCUCUGUUGCCACUUGCAGAGAUAACAGAUACUACUCAAGAGAGCUUGAUAUCUCCAUCUUCAAAUGGAUACAAUUCAUUCCUCCGGUGAUCCAUUAGACAAGUCCUUUAUGCAGCCAUCUAUGGAGAAAUUCGUAGAACAACAGAGCCAAGCUGAUAAUGAAGAGGAAACACAGCCGACCACACUGGUCAGCAAUGGGUGUGUUGAUUAUCGAGGCAGAAUUGCAGAUAAGAGGACUACAGGAGGAUGGAAAGCUUCUCCAUUUAUCAUUGCGAAUGAGGUGGCUGAAAGGUUAGCUUUUUUCGCAAUAGCUGUGAACAUGGUGGCUUUCUUGGUAUCUGAAAUGCGACAAUCUCUUCCAGCUGCUGCUACUCAUGUGACUGAUUGGAUGGGAGCUGCCUAUGUUCUUACUAUCCUCGGAGCUUUUUUAGCCGAUGCUUAUUUUGGCCGAUUCAAGACCAUCAUUGUCUUCUCUUGCAUCUACGCUGUGGGGAUGGUGUUAUUGACACUCUCAGCCUCCAUAGACAGCCUUCGUCCGCCACCAUGCACAGCGAAACCAUGCACAAAAGCAACCGAUGGCCAAAACACAUUCCUCUUCUUUGCACUUGCUCUCAUAGCCCUUGGUACCGGGGGUAUCAAGCCGUGUGUCUCAUCAUUUGGAGCCGACCAAUUCGACGAAGCAGACAAGAAAGAAGUGAGGAAGAAAUUUGCUUUCUUCAAUUGGUUCUUUUUUGCUAUAAACAUGGGAGCACUCUUGGGUAUAACAAUAAUGGUGUACAUAAAGGAGAAGAAGGGAUGGGGCUGGGGCUUUGGGGUGCCUACAGGGGCCAUGAUGGUUUCUAUCAUUAUUUUAGCAGCUGGUAUACGUCACUAUCGUUUCCAAAAGCCUAUGGGGAGCGCUUUCACCAGGUUUCUUCAAGUCAUGGUGGCUUCUACGAGGAAUCAUUUGAGAGGAGUUAAGUUGGGAGCUGAAGUCCAGCUUUAUGAAGUCAAUGGUGAGGAGUCUGAUAUCAGAGGUGCUCGAAAGCUUCCACACACCAGACAAUUUACGUUCUUGGACAAGGCUGCUGUUGUUACAGACCCAGAAGCCAACACAGGAAAUCGAUGGAAACUGUGCACAGUAACACAAGUUGAAGAAUUCAAGUCCCUAAUUAGAAUCCUCCCAAUAUGGGCAUCCACAAUUGCUCUAUCCAUUUCCUUUACCCAACUCGCAACCUUCUUCACCAGCCAAGCCAACAUCAUGGACAGAAAACUCUCCUCCAACUUCACUAUCCCAGCAGGUUCUGUGACCGUCUUCAGUGCCAUCAAUGCCCUGAUUCUCGUACCCAUCUAUGAAAAACUGAUCGUUCCAAUCAUAAGUAAAUACACAGGCCACCAACGAGGCAUCACAUCAUUGCAACGCAUGGGUGUGGGUCUAUUUGUUUCAAUCUUUGCCUUGGCUUCUGCUGCUUUGGUGGAGAAAAAGAGACGUGACAGCUACAGCCCAUCAGAUAUGAGCGUGUUCUGGUUGUUUCCACAAUACUUUUUAAUAGGCACAGCAGAGGUUUUCACCUAUGUGGGGCAACUAGAAUUUUUCUACGAUGAAGCAACUGAUGGAACUAGAAGUAUCAGUAGCGCAUUGUUUCUUUCUGAGAUUGGAAUUGGAAGUUGGUUAAGCACAGCAAUAGUUAAGAUCAUUGAAAGAACAACUGGUGGAGAAGAAAAAGGAUGGCUAAGGGAUAAUCUUAACAAAAGCAGACUUGAUUAUUUCUACUGGAUAUUAACAGCCAUUAACGGGUUUAAUUUCUUCAUCUAUUUGUGGGUUGCUUGGCGUUACAAGGGGAGGAGCAGAGCAACUAGGAGUGUGAUUGAUGAGUCCUUAUUUAAGGCCAUUGGUGAUGGUGGAGCAGAGAAAAGGGAGGAUAAUAAAGGGGAAAUUCAAAGCAUAGCCUUCUAACUAAAUUGAAUUUCCUUUUACCUAAAUAUUCAAUUUAUCCUGUCCAAAGUAAAAGUUCGUUUAAUGGUGUUAUAUACAUGUAGCUUCUUCUUCCCUUUUUUUUUUUUUUUUUUUUUUUUUUUCUAAUGUUGUUUUUACUUGGGAAAAUUUGAAAUUUGUACAACUAGAGGGUCGUGUGGCAAAAUAAAUAAAUUUAAAAAAAAAAUAAAAAGAGUGAGAUUUCAUGUGUUAUUCUUUUAUGGGCUUCCGCAUUACCAACUCCUGUUUUUUUGGGCUCACAUUUUCGUUAUUCCGAUCCAUUAUAUGGGCCUGGGCUCAAUUGAACGUAGAUUGAUAUUAAUUAGAGCUAUCUAAUAAGUUUAACUAAAUUCCAACAGCUUUUUAAGCCCGUUGCAGCUCGUGUUGACCUUCUGUUAAAUUUUAGUGAAACAGGAGUUGAAGAGUUCCAAAUCUGUGUUCGUCAACGGUGGUCGGAAAAAAUAGGUUUAGGUUGCAAUCUGCAGGCCGCUUGGCUUUUUGAUGCAAUAUGUCGCUGUUCCUGUCAUGAGUCCAACCUUAUUCAAAAUUCAUGAUGGUUGUUAGACUUUUUUAACGUUGAAUUUGGGAUGAAGAUUAUCUCAUAGCAUCUGGAAGACUAAAAAUAAAACACGAAAGCGUUAAAAAGAAAGGUAAAGCAAGAUAAUAAAUUAAAGAUGGUCAUUCACAUUUACAUCAUUAAAUCACCACUGCUUUUGGAAAAGCUCUUUAUUAAUUAUAUGAUGAGAUAAUGGUGUGGAUCCUAUAAUAAAGAUAGUCUUACCUAGAAUUUUGUCUGUUUGCUCUUGCCUUUAUUAUUGCUAAUUACCUAAUAGAUAAUGGCCUUUGAGUGGAAUUUUUAUCAAGUUUCUCAAUUAACUUAUAUUUUUCUUUU